This is a messenger RNA of Bufo gargarizans (Asiatic toad), 1587 nucleotides long. It is a transcript of the gene PTH2R, whose product is annotated as parathyroid hormone 2 receptor. NCBI's taxonomy places the organism in Eukaryota, Metazoa, Chordata, Amphibia, Anura, Bufonidae. Gene Ontology annotation, cellular component: plasma membrane. Gene Ontology annotation, biological process: adenylate cyclase-modulating G protein-coupled receptor signaling pathway; cell surface receptor signaling pathway. Bases 209 to 1567 code for a protein of 452 amino acids. The transcript is spliced from 15 exons. The record is from RefSeq and is a predicted model, not a curated record. Gene Ontology annotation, molecular function: G protein-coupled peptide receptor activity; peptide hormone binding; parathyroid hormone receptor activity.
CACAAUUACUGCUGAGGAACAGAUCUAUAUUCUUCUGCGAGCUAAAGUACAAUGUGAACUCAAUAUCACCACCCAGCUACAGGAAGAAGGGACAGAAGGAAGUUGCUUACCAGAAUGGGAUGGAUUGGUUUGCUGGUCAAGAGGAAUACCUGGGAAAAUACUUGCUGUCAAUUGCCCUUUCUAUGUGUAUGACUUUAAUCACAGAGGAAUGGUUUAUCGAAAGUGCAAUAUAAACGGAACAUGGGACUUUGUACAAAACUCCAACAGAUCAUUUUCCAACUAUUCUGAGUGCAUCCGCUUCCUGGAGCCUGAAAUGAGCCAUAGCAAAAGGGAUUUUUUUGAAAGGCUUUAUGUCAUGUACACAGUGGGAUACUCUAUUUCAUUUUGUUCCUUAGCCAUUGCUAUUUUCAUCAUCGGUUAUUUCAGGAGAUUGCACUGCACCAGGAACUACAUCCACAUGCAUUUAUUUGUCUCAUUUAUGCUGAGAGCUGCUAGCAUUUUUAUUAAGGACAAAGUGGUUCACACUCAUAUAGGAGUUAAGGAGUUGGAUGCUAUGCUCAUGGGUGACAUUAGGAGCAUAAUGAUGACACCAGUGCUGGAUAAAUCACAAUAUGUUGGAUGUAAAAUUGCCGUUGUAAUGUUCAUUUAUUUUUUGGCAACUAAUUACUAUUGGAUUCUGGUUGAAGGACUCUACCUGCACAGCUUGAUUUUUGUAGCAUUCUUUUCAGACACUAAAUACUUAUGGGGCUUUACGCUUAUAGGCUGGGGUUUCCCAGCUGUAUUUGUAAUAGUAUGGUCAGUGGUCCGUGCUACGUUAGCAGAUGCAAGGUGCUGGCAAACCCUGAUUGGCAGUGUUAAAUGGCUUUAUAACUACCCCAUAAGCGCCAGCUUGGGACUAAAUUUCCUUCUGUUCUUGAAUACAGUGAGAGUCCUUGCAACAAAAAUCUGGGAAUCAAAUGCAGUUGGCUAUGAUGCCAGAAAACAAUACAGGAAGCUGGCAAAAUCCACACUAGUUCUGAUCCUGGUCUUUGGUGUCCAUUAUAUUGUGUUUGUGUGUUUACCGCACACAUUUACUGGGUUAGCCUGGGAAAUUCGAAUGCACUUUGAACUAUUCUUCAACUCAUUUCAGGGUUUUUUUGUAUCAAUAAUAUAUUGUUACUGCAAUGGAGAGGUUCAAACAGAAAUUAAGAAAACAUGGACCAGAUGGAAUCUUGCUUUUGACUGGAAAAGCACAACACACUGUGGUAACUUCAGGUAUGGAUCUGUCCUGACAAAUAUGACCCACAGCACUAGCAGCCAGUCACAAAUGGUAACCAACUCUCGUAUGGUAUUGAUCUCCAGCAAAGUCAGUCGAAGUGUCAGCAAACAAGUUGAUGGACAUAUUAAUUUGCCUGGGUAUGUUAGAAGUAAUUCUGAUCAGGAAUGUUUGCCUCAGUGGAUCCAAGAAGAGGCCAACGCGGAUGACGAAAAACAAGUUGAUGAUAUAUCCUUAAAGGAAACAUUAAGGCCAUUACAAAUGAACACCAAGGCUGAGAUCAACAGAAAUCAUUUGGAAGAAACACUGUAAUCAAUAUGACCCCAAGAAUA